Vitis vinifera (wine grape) is the source of this 1890-nucleotide messenger RNA. RefSeq lists its product as uncharacterized. The record is from RefSeq and is a predicted model, not a curated record. Gene Ontology annotation, molecular function: beta-glucosidase activity. Lineage: Eukaryota; Viridiplantae; Streptophyta; Magnoliopsida; Vitales; Vitaceae. Gene Ontology annotation, biological process: glucan catabolic process. The transcript is spliced from 8 exons. The coding region runs from base 1 to 1890 and encodes 629 amino acids.
AUGGCAAAGGUUUCAGUGAUAUGGGUAGGGCUUCUGCUCGUAUUUGGUUUGGCAGCCAUGGGAGAAGCGGCUUCUGAGAAGUACAAAGACCCAAAACAGCCCAUAAACAUUAGAAUCAGAGACCUUAUGAACCGAAUGACUCUAGCAGAGAAAAUAGGUCAGAUGGUGCAGCUGGAACGCGCCAAUGCCACUCCUGAGAUCAUGAAGGAUUUCUCAAUUGGCAGUUUACUGAGUGGUGGAGGGAGUGGGCCUGGAAUCCAAGCUACUGCAGAGGAUUGGAUCAACAUGGUGAAUGAGUUUCAAAAGGGUUCUCUGUCAAGCCGCCUUGGCAUCCCAAUGAUUUACGGUAUAGAUGCUGUUCAUGGGCACAACAAUGUGUACAACGCAACAAUAUUUCCCCACAAUGUUGGUCUUGGGGCUACCAGGGAUCCUGAACUUGUGAAGAGGAUUGGUGCUGCAACCGCCAUUGAAGUUAGAGCCACAGGCAUUUCUUAUGCAUUUGCUCCAUGUAUUGCGGUGUGCAGAGAUCCAAGAUGGGGUCGGUGCUACGAGAGCUAUAGUGAGGAUCCCAAUAUUGUUCGAGCAAUGACAGAAAUCAUACCUGGGUUACAAGGCGAGAUCCCUGCCAACUCACGGAAGGGUGUUCCUUAUGUUAAUGGAAAGGAUAAGGUAGCAGCCUGUGCAAAACACUUUGUGGGUGAUGGUGGCACCACUAACGGCAUCAAUGAGAACAACACCGUUAUUGAUCGGCAUGGAUUGCUGAGCAUUCACAUGCCCGCCUAUUACUCCUCCAUCAUAAAGGGUGUGGCAACAGUCAUGGUUUCCUACUCCAGCUGGAAUGGGAAGAAGAUGCAUGCUAACCAUGAACUUGUUACUGGAUUCCUCAAAAACACCCUUCAAUUCAGGGGCUUCGUCAUCUCCGAUUGGCAGGGCAUUGACAGGAUCACCUCACCGCCCCAUGCAAACUACACAUACUCUGUCCAAGCCGGGGUUCAAGCUGGGAUUGACAUGGUCAUGCUUCCAUUUAACCACACCGAGUUCAUUGAUAUUCUGACCAACCUCGUGGAGAGCAAUGUCAUCCCCAUGAGCCGUAUUGAUGAUGCUGUCCGCAGGAUUUUGAGAGUCAAGUUCAGUAUGGGUUUGUUUGAGAACCCCUUGGCUGACCUCAGUUUUGUUGACCAGCUGGGAAGCCAGGCUCAUAGAGAUUUGGCUAGAGAAGCCGUUAGGAAGUCACUUGUUCUUUUGAAGAACGGAGAUGAGGCAGACGCUCCUUUGCUACCUCUCCCCAAGAAGGCAAACAAGAUCCUAGUUGCCGGAACCCAUGCCCACGAUUUGGGUUAUCAGUGUGGUGGCUGGACCAUAACUUGGCAGGGACUCAGCGGAAACAAUCACACCACAGGAACAACCAUCCUAAGCGCCAUCUCAGCUGCCGUUGACCCUAGCACAGAAAUCGUGUUUACCGAGAACCCUGAUGCCGAAUUUGUCAAGUCCAAUAACUUCUCCUACGCCGUUGUUGUCAUUGGAGAGCCCCCCUAUGCAGAGACUGCAGGGGAUAGUUUGAACUUAACCAUUUCUGAACCAGGUCCUAGCACGAUUACUAAUGUAUGUUCGGGGGUCAAGUGCGUGGUUGUAGUAAUCUCCGGCCGCCCUGUCGUCAUUCAGCCCUAUCUUUCAUCCAUCCAUGCUCUUGUUGCUGCAUGGCUGCCAGGUACUGAAGGCCAAGGUGUGACUGAUGUUCUUUUUGGGGACUAUGGAUUCACCGGCAAGCUUCCUCGCACCUGGUUCAAGACUGUAGACCAACUGCCAAUGAAUUCUGGGGAUCCUCACUAUGACCCGCUCUUCCCCAUCGGUUUUGGACUCACAACCCAGCCAAUUGUGGCAAGCUACUGA